Molecule: messenger RNA, 4859 nt
Organism: Ipomoea nil (Japanese morning glory)
Lineage: Eukaryota; Viridiplantae; Streptophyta; Magnoliopsida; Solanales; Convolvulaceae
Product: formin-like protein 5
Exons: 6
Coding region: 742-4437 (1231 amino acids)
Biological process (GO): actin cytoskeleton organization; actin nucleation
Molecular function (GO): actin filament binding
Source: RefSeq, a predicted model, not a curated record
CAAACAUUCCCUAAUUUCAAAUUUAUCCACUCAUCGAUUCAUCAAAAUUCCAAAACCUAUAAAUUUGCGGCACAAAAAUCUGCAAAUUAUGAACAGAAAUUUCAUAUGGGACCUCACCUGAAGAGAAAACGCACUUCCACCUUCAUAGAAUUGGUCAGCUCAGGCGCCCAGCCAAACCCCUCCCCUGUUCCGUAUGAUUGCAUAUUUCAUGCAUGUGGAGGGUUCGCUUGCUCGAUCUGGCCAUUCACAAAAACCCUAUUUGAAGGGAUUUGGAUUAGAAAACAUUAUUAUUAUUAUCGGUUUGUGGUUCGACAGGCUAUGAACGAUCCAAUUUAUUGGAGAUAAUCUCGUUCUCGCAUGCCAUAUUUCAAGUUGGGCGCUGCAUUUAUGAAUUUGAUCACCUAAUGUGGCCCCUCCUGUGAAAAGGGCGUUUCAUUUAAAAUUUUAGGGUGAUAUUUGGAGUGGGGUUAUACUCCAAAAUUUGAUUUUAUUUGUUUUUUAAUGAAUUCUAGGUAUCGAUUACUAAGAAUUGCAGAAGUAUAUAAUUUGGCCAUUUGUAAGUGGUGUGCAUCAGAUAUAAAAUUCGGUUUGGUGAUUAUUGCUGCAAAGACUUGAGUUUUGGGCUCUGUCAAGCAAGGGGGAUGCUUCAUAGUCAGCUCGUGCAAAUUGGAGGUUUUGGAGUUGAUUUUCGGAUGAUACAACAAGUGUUGAGUGGAUUUCGGUCUGCUGAUUCAAGACCAAAUGCAUAUCAAAAGAGUACUUCUGUUAAUUGUUUCCGUGUUUCUGCAUGUCAGUACUGGGGCAACAAGUUUAGAGAACAGGAAUAGCCCAGAAGAGGAUUUACUGGCCAGUCUAAUCAAAUAUGGAGGGAUAAAUCAUGACCAGGCUGAGUUAAUAUGGUUAAACUGUAGGAUAGAGUUGAUCCAUGCUAAGGAAGCAGUUGAAGAUCUUGAAUUUUCUGUCCAAGUGGAUAAGUAUAAAGGGAACAGGGAAAUAAUUUCUAAUGGUAGACCAUCAACAAAAGAAGAAACGCAAAAAAGCGUAAAUAUCUUGCACCCAUUUGUAAAACAAACCCUUCUGGAUUGUUCAAGGGAGAAAAAUCUCAUGUUUCUUGUCUCUGGAGAGGAAAGUGUUUCAAAAACUUUGUAUAGCAAGUGCUUGGACUUCUUAUUUGUGAGGCCUUGUGCUCCUAAACAACGUGAAUUAUUUCAGAGCUUUGGAGAAAUACCUGCUCCAUCCCCCAUAGUUGCAUCACAUAGUCCAAAACCAUCAAGGCCUAAAGUUGCUAAAUCUUCACCGGAUGCUGAUCCUCCAGUGCAGCCAUUCAAUCCACGAAAACUCAGUGAUACUGCCACUGUUAAAAGUUCUAAAACAAAUUUAUCCUUUAGUUUAAAAGCAGAAUCAUCUGGCGAAAGUUCUGCUCCAGUUGCUGCAGCUGCUGCAGUGGUAUUGGUUGCAGUUGCCUUGCUGGCCGUAUGCUGUUAUAUGAUUUGUGGGGGCGGAUCUGGAAUUGGACAGAAUGAUGAGAAGCCUCUCCUGAGCUUAAGUUCUGCUGCCUCUUCACAGAAGUCAUUUUCUUUGGGCACUUCAUUAAGUAAUAGCAAGAGUGGUAAUAUUUCAUUUCACAACUCCAAUGAUAAAAUGGAUUGUAAUUUGUUUGUGGAGCCACAGACACUCGGCAGCUCUAGAAUGGAGAUCCCAGUGGGAAAUGACUCCAUUCCUGUCACCCCGAUAGAAGAUUCUGCUCCCCUGAAGCCUCCCCCAGGCAGAGCUGGACUGCCUCCCCUGAAGCCUCCCCCUGGUAGGACAGUUCUGCCACCCCCUCCUGGAAAGACAGCUCCUCCAGCACCAGCACAAGCACCAGAACCAAAACCAGAACCAGAACCAGAACCAGAACCAGCACCAGCACCAGCACCAACACCAACACCAACACCAACACCAACACCAACAACAACAUCAACACCACCACCCCCUCCUCCUAAUGCAUCAUCUUCUGCACCUCCCGCACCUCCUCCUCUAAUACCAUCCUCUGGUGGACCCGCUGCACCUGGACCACCUCCUCCACCUGGUGCCAAGGCUGGUCCUCUUCCCCCACCACCUCCAGGUGGAGCAGGUCGCGGAGUGCCUCCACCACGUCCCCCUGGCCCUGGUGGCGGCCGCCUCGUAGGAUUUAGGCCACCUCAGGCACCUUUUGGACCAGGGGGUUAUGAAGACGACAGUAAUAAAGCUAAACUGAAGCCUUUCUUCUGGGAUAAGGUUCUAGCCAACCCUGAUAGUACAAUGGUUUGGAAUCAGAUAAGAGGAGGGUCAUUCCAGUUUAAUGAAGAGAUGAUCGAGACUUUAUUUGGUGCUGCUCCAGAUAAAAACAAGGCUGGAGCAAAGAAAGAGAAAGUAGAAGAAAAACCUCAGUAUGUUCAAAUUAUUGAUCAAAAGAAGGCACAGAACUUAUCAAUUCUCUUAAAAGCUUUAAAUGUGACAACCCCAGAAGUUUGUGAUGCUCUGAAAGAAGGAAAUGAGCUUCCAGCAGAACUAAUUCACACUUUGCUGAGGAUGGCACCAACAUCUGACGAGGAGUUGAAACUGAGGCUCUUUACUGGUGAACUUUCACAACUUGGAGUUGCAGACCGAUUUUUGAAAGUCUUAGUGGAAAUUCCAUUUGCCUAUAAGAGGCUAGAAACAUUGCUUUUUAUGUGCACGCUUCAGGAGGAAGCAGCAAUGGUUAAAGAGUCAUUUUUAACCUUAGAGGCUGCCUGCGGCAAACUCCGGAAAAGCAGGCUAUUUCUCAAACUCCUAGAGGCCGUUCUAAAAACUGGCAAUCGCAUGAACUCUGGAACGUACCGUGGUGGUGCACAAGCUUUCAAACUGGAUACGCUUCUAAAACUAUCUGAUGUGAAAGGAAAAGAUGGGAAAACUACCCUUUUGCACUUUGUUGUUUCAGAGAUAAUCCGCUUGGAAGGUUUACGAGCUACCCGAGCAGCAAAGGAACUGAGGAGCAUAUCAAGCAUCAAGUCUGAUGAUCUGUCACUGGAAUCUCCCCCGGAAUCAGAAGAUUAUAUUCUAAGUCUUGGUCUGGAGGUUGUGUCAGAUUUGGGGACUGAGCUUGAACAUGUCAAGAGAGCUGCACUUAUAGAUUCGGAUAACUUAACUGGAACAGUUGCUAGGCUUGGUCAUGGAUUACUAAAUGCCAAGAAUUUUCUCACCUCAGAAAUGAAGAGUGUAGAUGAAGAGACUGGGUUUCGCGAGACACUAGAGAGUUUUUUGCAGAGUGCUGAGGGUCAAGUCAUGGGGUUGCUUGAACAAGAGAAGCAAAUCAUGGCUCUAGUGAAGAGCACAGGCGAUUACUUCCAUGGAAAUUCAGGGAAGGAUGAAGGUUUGCGCUUAUUUGUUAUAGUCCGUGAUUUUAUGUUAAUGCUAGAUAAGGUGUGCACAGAGAUAAGAGCUCAACACCUUAAGAAAAAGAAAGAAGCAAAGAAAGAGAAUCCCAGUGGUGCACCUUCAGAACCCCCCAAGCCCACUCAACCUGUUAGUAAACCUUCAGAACCCCCCAAGCCCACUCAACCUGUUAGUAAACUUUCAGAACCCGCCCAAUCCACUCAACCUGUUAGUAAACCUUUUGAACCCGCCCAAUCCACUCAACCUGUUAGUAAACCUUUAGAACCUAUCCAGUCCACUCAACUUGUUAGUACACCUUCUUCAGAAGAACUCGCCCAGUCCACUCAACCUGGUAGUACACCUUCUUCAGAAGAACCCGCCAAGUCCACUCAACCUGGUAAUACACUUUCAGAAGAACCCGCCAAGUCCACUCAAUUUGGUAGUACACCUUCUUCAGAAGAACCCGCCAAGUCCACUCAACCUGGUAGUACACCUUCUUCAGAAGAACCCGCCAAGUCCACUCAACCUAGUAGUACACCUUCUUCAGAAGAACCCGCCAAGUCCACUCAACCUGGUAGUACACCUUCUUCAGAAGAACCCGCCAAGUCCACUCAACCUGGUAGUACACCUUCUUCAGAAGAACCCGUCCAGUCCACUCAACCUGGUAGUACACCUUCUUCAGAAGAACCCGCCAAGUCCACUCAACUUGGUAGUACACCUUCUUCAGAAGAACCCGCCAAGUCCUCUCAACCUGGUAGUACACCUUCUUCAGAAGAACCCACCCAGUCCACUCAACCUGAUAGUACACCUUCCUCAGAAGAACCCGCCAAGUCCACUCAACCUGGUAGUACACCUUCUUCAGAAGAACCCUCCCAGUCCACUCAACCCGUUAGUACACCUUCAGAAGAACCCGUCCAGUCCACUCAACCUGUUAGUACACCUUCAAAACCUCUCCAGCCCCCUAAUCCCAAUCGCAUUCCCAUUCCCAUUCCUCAUCAAAGGCUUCACCCAGCAAUCAUUGGAAGGCGAGUAGAUAGUAGUUCAAGUUCUGAUGAGGAUGAAUGAGGCUUCUUAGUUACAACAUCUCAAGUGUGUAGCUUGAAGGCCGGGCUUGUUGCAGCUGUAGAAACCAACCACUUCAAGAACUAUUGCCAGCCAUAUAUACACAUCUUACUUACUCCUGCCUGCAAUCCCAAUCCCGCCUUGAUACAAGUCUUGCGCUCUGAUCUUUGCAGGCCUGCCUUCCCGAAAUUACACUCACUUUUGUCAGCGUGGGUUUAGCAGCCAGCCGGGUGCUCAUCUCAUGUGUUGCAAUCCUGGUUGUAGAUUGCAGUAACUUUGUACAUUGGAUCCAACCACUCUUGUAAUUCUUAUUCAAUUUUGUUUUUAGUUGUGUUAAAAGUGUAACAGUAUGAGUUAUUAGGGUGUGCAUCGUUUUAGCACCAUUCUUUCUUGGCAAUGUUCUGUGAAAAUAUGUUUUCUUAUCA